GAGAUUGACAUUAGCAUAAAUUUAUUUACAUUUUAUAUGGAUACCAUAUGUUAUGUAUAAGUAAAAUGUAAAUAAAUACAAUAAAAUUUAUUACUUUCUUCGUCAAUAUAACAAAAAUAAAUAUGAAUGUAGAAAAUUACCACAAAACCGUUUGUAGUGAAAAAAAGGAUGGGCUUGAUUUUGAAAGUGAAAUACCAUUUACAACGAUAGUUGAAAUGAAACAAGAAUCUACAUUAGAAUUCUCAAAGUCCAAAGAUUCUGAAAUCGUAGCAAAGCAACCAGAAAUCAAUGUAACAGAAGAAAUGUUUAAUUCAAUUAAUGAUAUAACAAAUGUCUGCCAUAUAUGCUUCUGUUAUAGUAAUGAAUUUAUUGCUCUGGAAAGUGAAGAUCGAACUCUUGCCAAUAUGUAUUCGUAUAUAACAUCGUUCGAAAUAUUGCCCAAUGAAAAUGUUAUAUUCAAAAUUUGUGAAACAUGUCACAAUGAUGUUCAGUAUUGUUAUAAAUUCAAAAUAAAGUGUGAAAAAUCAUUUUUUACACUUCAAGAACAUCUGAAAUUGGUGAAGAAAGACUUAAAAGCCACAAGUAACACUUCAAGAAUUAUCAAAAAGGAGGAAGAAACACAAACCGAACAAAUAAAAUUAUUAGAAACAGAUUAUCUCAACAAUGUUUCAGCCAGUCAUACAGAGUUUAAAGAAGAUAUAGAUAUUAAUGAAGCACAUGUUGAAUACUUAGACAGUGAAUAUUUUGAUACCACUACUUAUGAAAAAGAUGAUGUUGAACCAAAGAAUGAUGAAUUUGAAAUAAACGGGGAAGAUCUCAAGGUACAUUUGAAAGGAACAAAAAAACCAAAAAACUAUUAUUACUGUGGUGUAUGUCAAAAGAAAUUUCUAAAAGAGAAAAACUUGAAGGCUCACAAUAAAAGUCAUCAAACAAAUACUGGCAAUUCAUUUAGUUGUGGAAAAUGUAAAGAAACAUUUGGGUCUGAACAUGACUUGAAUAUUCACUCUGCUUUGCAUACAAAAGGAAACAAGUGGACCUGUAAUAAAUGUUUAAAGGAAUUUGAAGACCGGUCGCGCCUCCGCCGCCACGUGCGGCGGCACUUCGAGUGCAAGCGCUACGCGUGCGAGCGCUGCGACAAGCAGUUUGCGGAGCUGUGCGCGCUGCGCCGCCACGCGCGCGUGCACACCGGCGAGCGCCGCGACCGCCCGCACCAGUGCGCGCUCUGCGACAAGAGGUACAUCCACAAGAGUCAACUACAAACGCACAUGUUGUCCCACUCCGGCGCGCGUCCGUGCACGUGCGACACGUGCGGCAAAAGCUUCCCGUCGCGGCGCCUGCUCGCCUCGCACCGCCUCGUACAUUCCGACCUAAAGCGUUAUGCGUGCAGCUAUUGUGAUAAACGAUUCCGUCACGAGUCGACCCGCAACACGCACCACCGCACGCACACGGGCGAGAAGCCGUACGUGUGCUCCAUAUGCGGCAAGACCUUCAUACAGAACUCCAAUCUCACGCUGCAUAUGCGCACGCACACUGGUGAAAAGCCGUACUCGUGCGAGAUUUGCGGGCGCAUGUUCAAGUCGAGUUCGUCACUCAACAAUCACAUGCACACGCACACCGGGGAGAAACCGCGCGAAUGUCCCGUUUGUGGGAAGAGGUUCGCGAGUUCAAGUUUAUCAAAUCACAUGCGGCGACACACGGGGGAGAAGUUGCACACCUGUUGCGCCUGCAACAAGACUUUCGUCACCGCCUCGCGACUCAAGGAACAUGCGCGCACGCACACGGGCGAAAAGCCCUUCAAAUGCUCACUCUGUUCUGCGCAAUAUACAAAAGAAUCGUGUCUAUUGAAACACAUGAAAAGACACGAGAGAGAUAAAAGUAAGAAUGGGAAUGUACUAUAUGUUCACAAAGUACCAGUCAUCGUGACCGACAAACUAGUUAUUACCAAAGAAAAUACUAACGAAAGUGAUAAAAAUAACUUAAAAUUAGAAAUGGCGGAAGAGGGACCUAUAGAAGUUUCUGGAGAACUAAUUUUACAAGAUGAUAGCAAUGUUAAAACAGAACUGUUAGUUAUUGACGACGGACAGAAUAAUAUAAGCUAUCAGGGCAGCGAAGUACUCAGUAGUGAUAAUGGGUAUACCAAUGAUGACAUAAGCAGCAUGAAUAUAGUCACAGUUGAUGAAGGAGCGUUAACUACUUCAGAUAUAUUGGAAGGGACGACGGUAAAAUUGUAUAGAUUAGACCAAAAUUUAGUACAAAUUCAUGCUACGGGUGACAAAGUUACGAUUAGUAAAAUAUCUAACAAUAUUGCAAAUUUUUAGCCAGUGUUUAGAUCUAGAUUUAUAGAUGCAAUUAUACAUAUAUCAUCUAUCUAAUAUAUAUUCUUUUUAAUACUUGUAUUCAUGUCGCAAAUUAUGUAUUUCAAUAUUGUAAUCCAUGUUUUAUCAUGUACAAGU
Molecule: messenger RNA, 2453 nt
Organism: Zerene cesonia (dogface butterfly)
Lineage: Eukaryota; Metazoa; Arthropoda; Insecta; Lepidoptera; Pieridae
Product: oocyte zinc finger protein XlCOF6-like
Exons: 13
Coding region: 123-2318 (731 amino acids)
Biological process (GO): regulation of transcription by RNA polymerase II; DNA repair
Cellular component (GO): nucleus
Molecular function (GO): zinc ion binding; RNA polymerase II transcription regulatory region sequence-specific DNA binding; DNA-binding transcription factor activity, RNA polymerase II-specific
Source: RefSeq, a predicted model, not a curated record